This is a messenger RNA of Penicillium crustosum, 201 nucleotides long. RefSeq lists its product as uncharacterized. The record is from RefSeq and is a predicted model, not a curated record. The coding region runs from base 1 to 201 and encodes 66 amino acids. The transcript has 2 exons. Lineage: Eukaryota; Fungi; Ascomycota; Eurotiomycetes; Eurotiales; Aspergillaceae.
AUGGUCUUGGGCACUUAUGUUGUUAGCGCCCAGCGAUCGACUAGUUGCAGUUUAAAAAGCCAGCGACGCAUGGUAGGAACGAUUGGCAAUACUCCUACUGUAUUAGUCCAGUUCUCCAGCGGCUACAAGAAGCAAUGUAGCCAAGAGAUCGAUCGAAGACCCUUUGCUUCCGAAAUAUCCGGUCAUGCCACGAGGUACUAG